AUGCACCCACCGGACUUCAGCCUCACCCAUCUCAUCAAAUCCCAGCCCUCCGAUCCCGAUCCCGAUCCCGGUCCCCUCUUCCUCGGUGGUCUGUUCCUCCACCCCAAUGACACCGUCCCUCCUUCCUUCCUCUCCUUGGUUCCCCCCAAGACCCGUUUCAGUUUCACGCGCCGUGACAAAACGGUGCGUCUUAGAGGUUUGAGAGGAGGAGGAGGUGGCGGUGCUCUGUUCUUGUCUGUGAGCUUGUCGAUAAAGGGGAGUGAAGGGAAUGGUGACGAUGGAUGUGUUGUGGAAUCUGGGCAAGUCUUGGGGCAAAAUGGGAAUACAAGUUUUUCGUCGGAGGAGGCCGUCGUGUUGUUCGAGAAGGGUGAGAGUGAGACUGUACGAAAGGGAUCAGGUGCUAUGAACACAACAAAGCAUCUCUGGUCUGGAGCUGUUGCUGCUAUGGUUUCCAGGACGUUUGUUGCUCCUCUUGAGAGGCUAAAGCUGGAAUAUAUAGUUCGUGGCGAACAGAAGAGCCUUUUUGAGCUCAUCAGGACGAUUGCAGCUUCUCAAGGGCUGAAAGGAUUUUGGAAAGGAAACUUUGUCAAUAUUCUUCGCACAGCACCCUUUAAGGCUAUCAAUUUCUAUGCUUACGAUACUUACAGAAAUCAUCUGAUGAAAUUGUCUAAGAAUGAGGAAUCCACAAAUUAUGAGAGGUUUCUUGCUGGUGCUGCCGCUGGAAUUACCGCUACCUUGCUCUGCUUACCUAUGGACACUAUCAGGACAAAGAUGGUAGCACCUGGUGGAGAAGCCUUGGGUGGUGUAAUUGGUGCUUUCCGCCACAUGAUCCAAACUGAAGGGUUCUUUUCUCUUUACAAGGGUUUACUACCCUCUAUUGUGAGCAUGGCACCUUCAGGUGCAGUUUUCUACGGUGUUUAUGAUAUACUAAAAUCGGCUUAUCUGCACUCACCUGAAGGGAGGAAAAGAAUCCAACACAUGAAACAAGAAGGGCAGAAACUGAAUGCUUUGGAACAACUGGAGUUAGGUCCCAUUAGAACAUUACUGUAUGGGGCAAUUGCCGGAGCUUGUUCUGAAGCUGCUACAUAUCCUUUUGAAGUUGUGAGGAGACACCUUCAAUUGCAAGUUCGGGCAACUAAGUUAAGUGCAUUUGCAACUUGUGUGAAAAUUGUUGAGCAAGGAGGUGUACCUGCUCUUUAUGCAGGGUUAACACCAAGCCUAUUGCAGGUUUUACCAUCAGCUGCAAUCAGUUAUCUUGUAUACGAGUUCAUGAAGAUUUUUCUCAAAGUAGAGUCCACGUAA
Messenger RNA from Prunus armeniaca (apricot), 1302 nucleotides. Lineage: Eukaryota; Viridiplantae; Streptophyta; Magnoliopsida; Rosales; Rosaceae. The record is from the annotation of a GenBank genome assembly.